Molecule: messenger RNA, 988 nt
Organism: Pieris rapae (cabbage white)
Lineage: Eukaryota; Metazoa; Arthropoda; Insecta; Lepidoptera; Pieridae
Exons: 2
Coding region: 289-879 (196 amino acids)
Source: RefSeq, a predicted model, not a curated record
UGACGUUUAACUUUAUUGAAAAUUCUGAGUUUUAUGACAGAUACUUUUUAACUUCAGCGAAUAGGAAUAAAACUUGAAACUACCUAUUUAAAUUUGACUAAUUUAAAUAAUUACCAUGUUAAUUCGUAAAAGCAGAUACAUUUUAUAGACUUACAGGAUUUGAAUUACCUAUCAUGAAAGUGAUAUGUCCAAAAUAGUCAUUUUUUCUUGUUUCAUCAAGUAUCUAAUUACUUUUAACACUUAACUAUUGUUUUCAAUUAAAUAUAUAACAAGGACUUCUUCACGGCGAUGGAGUCUAAUUGGAUCAAGGUGUCAGCAAGUUUAAGCAAUGGUCUAGCAAUCUUAAAUGAGUUGGAAGACACAAAGUUUGAACAAUUUCUGAAACGAAUUGUUAUGAAAUUAAAAGCCCAAGAAACAGAUAAUAUUUUUAGUGAAGAUGAGAGAAGAAAAUUAGAAAAAAUCUUUAAAGUUGAAUCAGAUCAACUUUUAUUAGCAAUAAAAACUAUUAUUUACAUGUUCAAAAAGAUUUUUAAAUAUAUAUUCAUGCCAUCUGAUUUAAAAAUUGAUUUGACAAAGUUUGGUUUAAAAGGAGAGAAAGCAGAUAAAUUUGUAAAAAUAUGGUCAGCAGAAACAAAUAACACUCUCACUGAGUUGACUAAUAAAGGUGACCAGUUUGAUGAUGAUCCUGAUUUUUCUUGGAAAUUAAAUGCAGAAAUAAGCUCUAUUUAUCAUAAAAAAUGUAAAGUGCCAAAAGCUUACUUAAAAAUAAAUGGUGUCAAAAAUGACUUGGAGGUUGAGUUAACACACCCCGAACUUCAAUCAAUAUUCCUUCAAAUUGAAUCAAUACAAACUGAAUUAGAUAAUUUAAUACUACCUUAAAAUGAUGUGGAAUUGGACAUUUUAUUAGGUAUUAUUAUAAAUGUCUAUUUUGUAGUUAGAGUGCCUUCAAUAUUAAUAGGUAAAUGAAAAUAAAGUAUAUUUUUAACAA